AUGGAGUACAAAAAGUUCUUCAAAAACACUUCCAUGAAGCGGGGCGAACAAUUAAAGGUGGAAGUGUCCAGGCAGCAUAAAAUUCAACGCGCCAAAUCCCGCCAUGCAAUGCGUCAAACGUAUCGUAAUAUGGAAUGCGAUUCGGAAGAGGAGAACGAUGUGCCGAAUGAGUUGUUCCGGCAGCAGCAGCAACUGUAUCAGCAUGUGGUGGUCACUAACAACAAAAACCUUUCGGAGGAGGAACGCUACCUCAUCCGGCUGCAGCGUUUGCAACAGUUUCACGAACAGAAGCGUCGAAAGCAGGAGAAACAGAGCGUACCGUCAUUGGCGUCUGGGGACCAAAACACAGCUGAAAAGGUGAUGCCACUCGGCGAAAGGGCGAUUGUGGUUAGUGACAAAACGCCUUCUGUUAACAAGAAGUACGUAAAACCACGGGUAGACUGCUGGCGUACGGAAAAGAUAGUCAGUAAUAGAACUGAAAACAAACCACCGUGUAAACCUUUAUCGGAGAAAAAAGUUGCACCCAUCAAAUCAGUUGAGCGUCCGGUAAUACACAAACCGGUACUGAAACGAACGAAAGAAACUCAGCAACCAGCUGUCGUGAAGCAGCAGGUGAAACUCAUACGCCAUGCUUUGCCUCGUUCACAGACCACACAGCCCACAGGGCGACCAUUAUCGCAGAAGAAACCACCGUUUACGUUUAAAUUAAAACCGCCUUCUCCGUCCGCUGCAGACGGCUCGUCUAAGAUGGUAACGUCGACUGUACGAAAAUACCGGAAACCCUUCACAUUUUCCUUCGAACCGUCGUCCGAGAGUAAGCAGCAAAAGGCAACAUUAACCGUCAAUAAAGCGAAUGAUCUGUUCGAUGGCAUAAGUCCGAUCGAGGUAGAAUCUCCACAGCCAAAGGCAAAGGCAAAGGUAAAUGGUGUAAAACAUUCAUCACCAAUGGCACGCGAAGUUGGUGUCCCGCUGAAAACAGAAGAUUCUCUUUGGGAACCACAACCCGUAGCUUGUUUGUCGGUUAUCGAUGCAACCGUACACGAGAAUGUCAAUCCAGCUGUGGUCGAUACAGCCAAAGCUGUUCCAUUAGGGCGUGAUUGUUCUGUUAGCGAUUGGGUACCGGCUACCGUACAUCAAAUCACAAGCGAUACGAUUGUAAUCGACGACGACGAAGAUGACGAUGAGGUAUUUGUGAAAACGACGCAUCAUAUCCCGACGGUCCCUGUACAGGAUGAUCGUACCAGGAAGCCGGCUUUGAACGAAUCUUUCACCAUAAGCGUUGGGACUGUGCCGACGAAUGAAGUUCCCAUGAUUGUCUCCUCGGAACCAAAAACUGCUGAAUUAUCGCCGGAACAGCUAAACAGUGAACCGCCAGUUACUUUAAAACAGCAGGAAAGUAAUCAAUCCAUCGAACGAGUUCGCAAUAGCUCGCCAAAGGAUAAUCAACUGAACGAGUCAAUGGUACGGAAGCGCGCAUCAUUGAUUUUCACGGAAGAACCGAUAGACUGUGUCAUCGUUCCCAGCAGAACCAACUUAACGCUUGAAGAAAAACAGCGCAGCUCGGUUGGUGAUGAGAAAAAUUCAUCUAUUAGCGAAACUUCCCGGCGUCGUAGCUCGGUGAUGUCCCCCAAAGAACCGGACGACGCCGCGCCGCCCAAAGAUGUGGAAGAAAAGACACGAUUUUACUAUGAAAAGGUUGACGGUGAGGUGAACCGUCUGCAAGCGUUGUGUGACCAGUACGCGCCAUUUCUGGAAACCGAACAGGAGCUGAACGAUCACUGCCGCGGGUUAAUUCUUGCUGCCCAGGGACAAACAAACAUUCUGAUCAAAAAGAAACUUUCGAAAUUCCGCGAAUUGAUUGGCCACUACGAGAAGAAGUGGAACGACCGCAAGGUACGGCAUGACGAUUUGGAUGGAUUUUGGGUAAUGCUUGCGCUGGAUCUGGACAAUCUGGACAGACGGUUUGAGGAGUUGCGGUUGCUAAAGGAAAACAACUGGCAGGAGGUGGUUCCGGAGGAACCACAGCCCAAGGUAAAGAAACUUCAGGGCGGUGGUGGUGUACGAAAGCGCGAGAAGAAACCAUCCAAUGGCAAGAAGGGUUCCUCUUCCGUUAUUGCCGAUCUGAUACGCAAGGCUAGACAGGAAAAGCAAAAGCAAAAGACAACGGUUGAAGAUUUGGACGCGUUAAAGGAAACGGUUACCGUUGUGACGACACCGGUCAAACGAUCGGUGCGCUUUGGAGAGUCUCCUCAGCGCGUCAGUUUGCAGAAGCGUUCGAGUCUGUGUACCGGUUGCACACCAACCACUGUUCACUGGGACGAGGGACCGAAAACGGAUCGUUCCAAGCGUCAUACCAUUUUCCCCGAUAUCACACAGAGCAAAUCGGAACGCGUCAAAUCGAUAUUGAAACCGUCCGCCAAAGCUAAUCGUACUAGACGCGCCAAAAGCGUGCUCUUCUUGGAUUCGGGACUCGAUACACCACAAGCCCGCCGACGACAUUCGUCCCGCACGAUCGUAGAUACACCGAAACCGAAGAUCAAGUUUAACGAUGAGCUCGAAAUAGAACAUAUCGAUAAUCUGGCCGCUCGAACGCCAUCACGGCUCGAGGUAGAGAUACAGAAACGCCGUCAGCAAUCGCUGCUGGAUUCAGUUUCAGUGCAACUUACAGCUAACAGCGACAUUGACGACGAUUGCGAGCAGCAGAAGAAAGUGCGCAAACCACGUGGAACCCCACGUCCGGAUAGCAGUGCGCUUAGACGAUCCAAUCGACGAUCGGCGCGUUGCUUUACUGCGGAUUUCGAUGAGGAGUCGAGCAAUAAUAAUGACUCCAAUGCUGAAGAGGACGAAACAGGAACCGCCAAACGAUUGACACGUUCAUCGAGGAAUGCUCGCAAGAAGAUUUUCGAUUAA
Molecule: messenger RNA, 2910 nt
Organism: Anopheles marshallii
Lineage: Eukaryota; Metazoa; Arthropoda; Insecta; Diptera; Culicidae
Gene: mars
Exons: 4
Coding region: 1-2910 (969 amino acids)
Biological process (GO): signaling
Source: RefSeq, a predicted model, not a curated record